AUAAAUGAACUUUAAAGCACGGUCAUACUGGUUACAUCGCGAUGACAAACUAGCAAAAAAAAAAACAGAAAAAAUAGUAAAUAAUAGAAAAUAUAACAAGUAAACACCAGGCAGACAGUGUCCAGUCAACAUGGUCAUUCCCAAGGAGAUCCUGAGCGACUACAAGGAGCUGUACGAGAAGGCCAACCGUCUGGUGGAGGAGGAGAGUCGUAGUGAUCCGCCCACUGAUCCCUUUCGCUCCCAUUACAAAGCCCGCGAUGUUCUGAGCGAUUUGAAAAGGCAGCUAGACGACCAACUGGUCUCUGUUCAGGCCAGCGAGGAGGAUGGGGGGCAGGAUGACCUCUGCUACCGCUCCCUACUGGCCUUUGUCUGUCGCGAUCUGGGCAGGAUCUAUAUCUACACGGAGGAGUCGUCGGAGGGCGAAAAGCUACUAAAUCGUUGCCUGGAACUAGUCACUCCGCUCAAGAAGCUUCCCCAAGGCAUCAUUCCAUUCAUUGGAGCCAUCAACGAGCUGAGCAUUGUGCUGGCCUCCAAGGAGGAUUACAAAAAGGGUCUGGACAUUCUCAUUGAGGCGGAUACCAGCUACGAGAAUUUUAAGGCCAGUGGCUUGCAAGCCCUAGCCGUACAGGAUAUAUUCAAUCCCCCGGAGGAUGGACAGGAUGCUCCAGCGGCGGGACCCAAGGAGCUGGAAUCUCUGUACACGCUGGUCUCCUUCUACAUGGCCCAGAUGUACGGCCAUCUGGGGGAGCCGGAGAAGUCGGCCAGGUGCUGCCAUCGCACCCUGCACCGGCAACUGGAGUACAAGACGUACGAUGCCAUUGAUUUCGCACUGAACACGGCCACCUUGUCGCAGUUCUACAUUGGAGAGGAGCGCUUCCAGGAGGCGCGUCAUCACCUGGCCGCCGCCACGCUCAUCAUGGCCGAGUACGAGACGCACAUGUUGGAGCCGGAGAUGAGCGAGAAGCAGCGUCAGGAUACAACGGAGACCUUUAAACAUCGCUACGCCGAUGUGGCACGCUGUUGGGCCAAGUAUGGAUUGUAUUUGAUGCAGACCUCCAAGCUGCGUCUGAUGAGGGACGAGGAUGAGGAUGAGGAGGCCAAGAGCCUGGAGAAGGUGAUGCGCAAUCUUCGGCUGGUCGAGGCGAAACAGUCCCGGUUUCCAGGACUCGAUCUCACCGCCUGCGAGAAUCGAAUAAGCUGCGACUAUUGCCUGACCUUCGACGAUGCCAAGCUGGUGUUCCAUUUCGUUAACGAGUGGCUGGACAUAGCCAAGGACUAUUACAAGGCCGAGAACGAGGCCACCGAGUACUCGAAGAUCAUACAGGACUACGCCGAGGCGUACGAGCACAUUGCCUUCUUCGAGGAGAAUCCGGAAAACCAGGCUAAAAUGCAAAAGCGGCGUGCCAAGUAUCUGGAGGAUCUGCUGGAUCUUCUGGAUCCCAUUUUCUAUAUGAAGAUAUGCCGGGAAUGCUGGUAUGGCGCCGGAACAGCGCAUGCCGCCGUUCUAGACGUUCGUCUAGAUAUUAUUCGAUCGACGAGUACACCGUCGCCGGAGGAAAUCAAAAAGGUCAACCAGAGCUGCAUGAAGGCCAUCAAGCACUUUGAGAGCUAUGUCAAAUCCUAUCUGGCCAAACCGCAGAGCGAGGAGUGGCGUCCCAACAUGGACGUGCAGGAGCAGCGUCUCAUGCUCUACGCCCACUUCCACAUUGGCCGCAUCUACUACAAGCUGAUCAGUGCCCAUCCGCUCCAGCAGCUGGAACACCUCGCCAAUUGUCACAAGUACUACAAGCUGUUCGAUGCCGGUUGUGAGCUCCACAAGGAGGCAGCCGAGCAGCUGCAGGGAGAGAUCGGUGUGGUGCGCGAAAUGCUGCAGCUGCUGCCUCUCAAGAUAAACACGGUCAAGGCCAGGUUGGGCUAGACCACAUUUGUCUUACCCUGAUUAAAUAAUUUCCAAAAAAAGAGUUGCAUUUGACACAAGCUUUAUAAUUAGUCCAAAUAAAACGCUUAUGCUAGAGGA
Messenger RNA from Drosophila elegans, 2017 nucleotides. Its product is annotated as KIF-binding protein. The transcript has a single exon. Lineage: Eukaryota; Metazoa; Arthropoda; Insecta; Diptera; Drosophilidae. Gene Ontology annotation, molecular function: protein binding. Bases 131 to 1918 code for a protein of 595 amino acids. The record is from RefSeq and is a predicted model, not a curated record.